This is a messenger RNA of Lutzomyia longipalpis, 1288 nucleotides long. Its product is annotated as lysosomal aspartic protease-like. The transcript has 5 exons. Gene Ontology annotation, molecular function: aspartic-type endopeptidase activity. Bases 6 to 1175 code for a protein of 389 amino acids. NCBI's taxonomy places the organism in Eukaryota, Metazoa, Arthropoda, Insecta, Diptera, Psychodidae. Gene Ontology annotation, biological process: cell death; proteolysis. The record is from RefSeq and is a predicted model, not a curated record. Gene Ontology annotation, cellular component: lysosome.
UCAAAAUGACAGUGAAUCUAUCGACAAUUCUUUUGAUUAUUUUAAGUCUCAUCACAAUUAAUUGCAAAUUAUGGCAUGUUCAGAUGGAGAAGAAAGAUGCAAUUAGGUACGAUGUAAAGUAUUCAGAAACAGCUGUUGGUGAAGUGAAUUUGGAAGGAAGAUUUGCACAACAUACACCCGUGGCACUGAUAAAUUACAUGGAUACACAAUAUUACGGAGUGAUUUCACUUGGAACACCUCCACAGAAAUUCACUGUAGUCUUCGAUACGGGUUCAGCAAAUUUGUGGAUACCUUCAGCAAAAUGUGACUCCUCAAAUGAGGCGUGCAAAACUCAUAACACAUACGAUGCUUCUAAAUCUUCUACUUACCAUGCUAACGGCACAAAGUUCUCAAUAAGAUAUGGCGACGGCAGUAUGCAGGGAUUUCUAUCGCAGGAUUGUCUUGCUAUCGGUGGCUUUAGAGUUGAGGAUCAAGUUUUUGCCGAAGCUGUUACACAGCCAGGAAUGACUUUCGUAACAGCCAAGUACGAUGGGGUAUUUGGUUUGGGCUUUAAGGAGACAGCAGUUAAUCGUGUUGUACCGCCGUUGUACAAUAUGAUCGCCCAAGGGUUGAUUGAGAAGCCCAUCUUCUCCUUUUACAUUAAUCCCCGUGUAGAUGACUCCUUUGGCGGAGAAAUCAUCUUUGGAGGAUCAGAUCCGAAGCUCUACAAAGGGGACUUUACCUACACACCCCUAACAAGUAAGAGCCACUGGCAGUUUAGACUGGAAGUCGUUGCAGUGGGAACACAUAAAUAUUUCUGCGAGGGAGGAUGUGAUGCAAUUGCGGACACAGGAUCAACCCUUAUUGGUGGCCCAGUGGGCGAAGUGGCGGAAAUUCAUCGGAUAAUUGAGGCAAAGCUCACCCAAAGUGGUCGCUACGAGGUGGAUUGCAAGAAAAUUAAUCAUUUGCCCAAAAUUCGCUUCAACAUUGCAGGGAGAAUGUUUGAACUCGAUGGAAAGGACUACAUUCUGGAGUACAAGAACGCCAAUGAAAGGACAUGCUUUACGGGAUUUAUGGCUGUUGAUAUUCCCCCACCCUUUGGACCCUUGUGGAUCAUCGGAGAUAUUUUCAUUGCAAAAUUCUACAUGGAAUUUGAUAUGGAAAAUAUGAGAAUUGGUUUUGCUGAAGCUCAAUAAUUUCUCCCACGUUCAUUUAUGUUGAUUGCUGAGCCAAAAAAAAAUCCCAAAUAUGGGACAAUCUAAUAUUUCUUUUACUAUUGCACUUUAUGCAAAUAAAAGAAUUUUAAUUU